GGUUACUACAAAUUGGCCCAUAGUUUGAGUUCAGAUUUGCCUGGUGUUGCUCAUGCAAGCUCUCUGUCUAAGAUUGGUAUUUCUGCCGAAAGUGAAGGAAUGCCAUGCCAAGAUGAAUUUUUUAACUCUGGCCAAUGUGCUGAUAGAUCAGUGAAUCUUGAUUCUUCAAAUGGCAGA
Ilex paraguariensis (yerba mate) is the source of this 177-nucleotide messenger RNA. The record is from the annotation of a GenBank genome assembly. Lineage: Eukaryota; Viridiplantae; Streptophyta; Magnoliopsida; Aquifoliales; Aquifoliaceae.